UCGGCAAAGGAGCGAUAGUGAAAAAUUUGUCUCAUAUAAGUAUUUAAAAUUCUGACUCCAACGAGAAAAAAAUAAAAAUAAAUAAUUUAGACAAUGUUAAAAGAAAGUGAAACAAAAAUGAAGAAAGGACAUACUUAUGUGCAGUGGAUGUUGGCUAUUGCAGUGGAAUCAAUCGUCUUUGCAUAUGGCUUGCUGGUAGGAUGGGUCUCCCCGAUGAAAAGUGUCCUGCAAUCAGAGACAAGUCCGUUUGGAAGACCUGUAACAGAUAUGGAGAUGGGUUGGGUGGCCAGUGUCGUACCAUUAGCAGCAAUAUCAGGAAUUCCUAUGUUUGUAUAUAUAGCCGACAAUUAUGGAAGGAAGCUCGGAAUCUUUGUGAUGGCGAUGUUCCAAACGGGUUGUUGGAUACUAAAACUAUCCACUGCGAAUGUUCCAUGUCUAAUACUAGCCAGAGUCCUGGCUGGUAUUGCAAGUGGAUGCACAUACCAGCUCAUUCCUGUUUACGUAAAAGAAACUAGUCAAGACAGUAUAAGGGGAAUGUUGGUCUCAAUGAACACUCUUAUGCAAAAUUUUGGACUGCUCUUGAUGUACGCUAUGGGCCCCUAUUUAGACUAUUAUGCAAUAUUAUGGAUUGGUCUGGGAGUGUCGUGUGUAACUCUAGUGGCGUUGAUUAGAGCUCCUGAAACUCCACCAUUUAUGGUCAAAAAAGGAGAAUAUAAAAAAGCACAAAAAACUUUAGCAUUUCUAAGAGGUCUAGAUAUUGACGAUAAGGUGGUUCAGAAUGAAAUUGAUUGCAUGAAGGAAGACGAUAGACGUGCUAGGGAACUUCCUGAUGUAACACUCAUCUCUAUCGUCAAAUCAAAGUACUCCCGGACUGGACUGGGCAUCCUGAUGCUAAUUCUUGGCACACAAGCAACAAACGGAACAUACGUGAUAUUCACUUAUGCGUCUUUCAUUAUAUCCUCAUCUGGAGUGAAAAUGAGUCCAGAGCUACAGACGCUGUCCAUUCCUAUCGUUUUGAUUGUGGGCUCAUUGGUGUCUAUUAGUUGCAUUGAGAAAUUUAGGAGGAAGUUUAUACUUGCUACAGGAUUUGGGUUGACAUCAGUAGGUUUAGCAAGCCUGGCAUCAAUGCUCACUGUCCAGUAUCAUGGAGGUAGUCUACCUGAAUGGAUGCCUAUAGCGGCAAUCAUCCUGACUUGCUGGUGUUACUCGGCAGCUAUUGUACCGCUUACGUACACAAUAAUGGCAGAAAUGUUUAAUUUUCAAAUCCGUGCAAAGGUAUCAGGCUGUGUUUGUAGUUGGUCAUGGUUCAUGGCCUUCCUCCAACUCUUGUUCUUCAUCCCGCUGUCCGACCUGGUCGGCUUUCAUAACACAAUAUUCUGCUUCGCUGUCAUCAACCUAUUUGGAUUCAUCAUUACCUUAGUACUGGUUCCGGAGACUAAAGGGAAAAGUCUCGAGGAAAUUGAGAAGACGUUGGCUACUAAAUGAAAAUAGCUGACAAAAGCUACAUUAAUUAUUAAUUAGCUGUAGUAUUCUUUCAGCUCAUCCGUCGCAGCUAUAUAAAAAGAAAUUGGUGGUUUUGUUUAUGUAUUUAAUUGAAUAUUCACACUGACCUCAAAAUCGUCAUGAUUGGACAAGUGCUAUUGCAUUAAAAAGGCAGAAGAUUUUUCCCGUCAGUGGCAAAAAAUAACCUGUAUUUUAUUGUAAUUUAGUUUUGUUUCUUUAAAAUUAGCAGACGGACUUCUCAAAAUCAUAAGUCUUCUGGAAUCAAUCAAUCAAAAAAUCAAUCUGUGAGACCAUAUAUCACAUAUAUAUUUGUAAUAUAAACUCAUGACUAAGAUAAUUAUGUUUAUGUCAAGGACUCUGUCCUGUAAUUAUCAACAAUCGAUUAGUGAUUAUAGUAACGUAGUUUUAUGAAAUAUGUUUUGUUUUAGUAAUGUGUUUCAUCAUUGUAUCUAUAUAAGUAUAAUUAAGUUUAUU
Plodia interpunctella (Indianmeal moth) is the source of this 1977-nucleotide messenger RNA. RefSeq names its product facilitated trehalose transporter Tret1-like. Gene Ontology annotation, cellular component: membrane. Gene Ontology annotation, biological process: transmembrane transport. Bases 94 to 1485 code for a protein of 463 amino acids. Gene Ontology annotation, molecular function: transmembrane transporter activity. Lineage: Eukaryota; Metazoa; Arthropoda; Insecta; Lepidoptera; Pyralidae. The record is from RefSeq and is a predicted model, not a curated record. The transcript has 7 exons.